AUGGGCGACCUGGACCCGUCUUUCGACGAGGCCACGAUCCAGCGCAUCUGGGCGCACCUGGGCAAGCGCGUCAGCGUCAAGCUCAUCCGCGCCAAGAAAAACCUGCUCAUCCCCUGCAGCACCAGCAGCACCUUCAGCGACACGCAGCCGCAGGCGCCCGCGCCUGAGGGCUCUGGCGCGCUGCGCGCGCCCGACGCCGACGGCGCUGGCCGCAAGAUCCACAUCAACGGCGUCUCCUUCAUCGACCCCAACACCACGCAGCUACACCACGCGGGCUACUGCUUCGUGGAGUUCGAGAGCCUCGCAGACGCCCAGUGGGCGCUCACGCUCAACUCGACACCGCUGCCAGACAUCACGUGCCCCGGCCCGGCGGCCGCAGACAUGGCCAGCCCCGCGGGCAGUCCCGCAGCUGGUCCCGAUGCCUCGUCGCCGCUCCGCACCAAUCCUACCGGACUGCGGAACUUCCGGCUGAACUGGGCCUCCGGAGCCACGUUGCUGAGUGCCAUACCGUCGACGCCAGAGUUCUCGCUCUUCGUGGGCGAUCUGUCGCCCACCGCUACAGAGGCGCAUCUGCUUUCGCUGUUCCAGAAAAAGUUCAAGAGCGUCAAGACCGUGCGUGUCAUGACUGACCCCAUCACGGGAGCCUCGCGCUGCUUCGGCUUCGUGCGCUUUGGCGAUGAGCAGGAGCGCCGCCGCGCGCUCGUGGAGAUGAACGGCGUGUGGUGCCAGGGCCGUAACUUGCGGGUCGCCUACGCGACGCCUCGCAACAACGUUAUGUGGCAGUUGACCCAGCCCCAGCAUCAACAGCGCCAGCCUCAGCAUCACCAGCACCAACACCAGCACCAACAACAACAACAACAACAACAACAACAACAACAACAGCUGCAUCACCAACAGCACCAGCAGCACCAGCAGCACCACCACAUCCAAAACCACCUUUCCCAGUACCAUCAGCACUACCAGUCCAUGUCGCAGAACAACUUCCAGUUGGCCUCCCCAGAAUAUACCCAGGCCCCUCUAUUAAUGAGAACUGCCUCGUCUCUGGUCGGCAAUAACUUGAUAAAUUUCCCUGCGACAGACUUCGUCUCGGGCUCUGACGCUCCGUAUAUGGGGGUGCCCUCGAUGCCACCUUCUCUAGCGCAUGCUUCCGCUGCGGCCUCUGGCGCAGCAUCUGCGCCUGCGCCUGGCAGGUCGCCGUUCACUAAUCCAAACAACACAACUGUGUUUAUCGGGGGGCUCACGUCGCACACAUCAGAGCGGCAGCUUCACUCGUUAUUCGCGCCCUUUGGCACCAUUAUAAAUGUCAAGAUACCGCCUGGAAAGGGGUGCGGCUUUGUAAAGUACGCCUACCGUAUUGACGCGGAAGCCGCAAUUCAGGGUAUGCAGGGUUUCAUAGUGGGCGGCAACCCAAUACGGCUGUCAUGGGGCAGAACUUCUACCGAUACUAGCAGACACCCUGCUAUGCAGGACAUGCCUUCCUCGCUACGAAACGUGGCUUCACAGCGCGGGCCUCAGGUUUGGAAUUCGGCGACAGCGCCAACGCCAACUACCGCUGUUUCCAUGUUUGCAUCUCCACACAUACAACGACAGGACUCAGUCACGCAGGCUGGCAGCGUUCCUCCUGUGCAUCCGUCGCUGUUGUGA
This is a messenger RNA of Lachancea thermotolerans CBS 6340, 1644 nucleotides long. RefSeq names its product Ngr1p (gene NGR1). Gene Ontology annotation, molecular function: mRNA binding. The transcript has a single exon. Gene Ontology annotation, cellular component: cytosol. The record is from RefSeq and is a predicted model, not a curated record. NCBI's taxonomy places the organism in Eukaryota, Fungi, Ascomycota, Saccharomycetes, Saccharomycetales, Saccharomycetaceae. The coding region runs from base 1 to 1644 and encodes 547 amino acids.